Messenger RNA from Ziziphus jujuba (common jujube), 1995 nucleotides. RefSeq names its product triacylglycerol lipase OBL1-like. Gene Ontology annotation, molecular function: triacylglycerol lipase activity. Gene Ontology annotation, biological process: lipid metabolic process. The record is from RefSeq and is a predicted model, not a curated record. Bases 190 to 1605 code for a protein of 471 amino acids. The transcript is spliced from 5 exons. NCBI's taxonomy places the organism in Eukaryota, Viridiplantae, Streptophyta, Magnoliopsida, Rosales, Rhamnaceae.
CAUUAGACAUCCAGGUCAAUGGCUAUUAUAUAUAUAUAUAUAUGCUUUUGAAAGGUGGUAUAGAACCUACACAGAGAUCUCCUUUUCUCUACAUACAGAGCUGUAAAGCAAGGCUUUAGAGAAUAUAUAGAGCAAAAGGGUCAUCAACCGAAAGUUUCUAAUUAAAAGCUUCUUUCAUAUUCAACCAAUAUGGCUUGUGACAAGGGUUUCUCCAGCAGUUAUAUGCUAUUGAAACCCGAAGAAGUAAAGCUUUUCGAUCUCAUUCACAUAUUAUUUUCUAGUGACAUAGAAAAAAGGAAUUUUAUUGAUGCUCCUAAAGGUACGGAGGAAAAAUUCACUCACAGAUGGCUCAUAUUCUUGUCGAUAGCGGUGCAGAAGAUGCUUCAGUUUGUUUCGAAACCUCUUUCGAGUAUCGGGUCUGGAGCUGAGAUGUUUUUGAACCUCUUGUCUAGCAAUGGCAGCUUUGGAAAACUUGUGCUUAAUUUUCUGCGAGGGAAAGUGAUAAUGCCAGAUAAAACGUCUUCAACUUUCUUAUCUUUUAUUGGAAACUUGGACAAACGAAUAGAGCUGGACAAGACCAUCAAACAUGGAGAUGGAAAUUACAAUGCUGUACUUUCCAUGAUGGCUUCAAAAGUAUCAUACGAGAACAAAGCUUUGAUCGAAACUACUGUCAAAGAUCAUUGGGAGAUGGAGUUUUUGGGAUCGUAUGACUACUGGAACGAUUAUCAAGACAAAGCUACAACACAAGCUUUCUUGCUUCGAGAUAAAACCGAGGACCACGAUACUAUUGUCGUGGCCUUUAGAGGCACCGAACCUUUCGAUGCCGACGCAUGGUGCUCCGACUUUGAUAUCUCUUGGUAUGAGCUCCAAGGGGUAGGAAAGAUUCAUGGUGGUUUCAUGAAGGCUCUUGGUUUGCAAAAGUGUGUUGGUUGGCCUAAAGAAGCUAGCCAACCACAAGACAAAAACCGUCCACCUUUAGCCUACUACGCCAUCAGGGACAUGCUAAAAGAUCUUCUACAACAAAGUGAUAAAACAAAAUACAUAUUAACCGGGCACAGUUUAGGUGGUGCACUUGCCAUACUUUUUCCUGCAAUUUUGGCAUUGCAUGAGGAAAAAUUGCUGCUUGACAGAUUGGAAGGGGUUUACACAUUUGGUCAACCGAGGGUUGGAGAUAAAAGUUUUUGCUUAUUCAUGGAAAAGCAAUUGAAGGAGAAUGGUAUUCCAUAUUUUAGAUUUGUUUAUGGUAACGAUAUUGUUCCAAGGUUGCCUUAUGAUGACAAAGCGCUUAUGUUUAAGCACUUUGGGACUUGUCUUUACUACAACAGGAAAUACCAAGUUAAGGUUGUUCCAGAAGAACCAAACAAGAACUAUUUUUCGCCACUGGGGGCCAUACCGAUGAUGAUAAACGCCAUUGGAGAGCUCGUAAGAAGCUUCACCAUUCCAUAUAAGAAAGGAAAAGACUACAAAGAAGGAGGUUUAAUGAGAGUGUUUAGGGUUAUCGGUUUGAUUGUUCCUGGCAUGCCUGCUCAUAGUCCUCAAGAUUAUGUAAACGCUACACGGUUGGGACCAUCGGAUGUGUUCCUAAUUAAACACAAGGAUUCAUAAUUUCAAAUUCUUUCCGGUACUUUCUUGUUGCGCAACCUGAUCAAAAUGUUCGUAUUCCUCCAUUUAUAAGGUUAUUGGUUAAAAUAACCCUAAUAAAAAUAAAUUUUGUUUUUUUAGUACAUAUGUAUUUAUAAAUUCUUUCUUAGACCCUAAUAAUUUUAAUUUAUAUAUAAUUUCGAGGCUCUUUCGUAGUGACCGAGAAUCACGUGUCCACAUAGCCUAUGGACUUUGAAGAGAUUCCACACGCUAAGUGGAUAAGUUGUUGCAUUGGAAACUGUGUGUACGUGCUUGUGUUUUACUGGAAAUUUGGAAAGCUUUUCCUAAUUUUUUUUAUUUUUUUUUCUAAACUUGUAUUGACUUCUUAAAUAAAAGUAUUGGCUUUAAUUUAUA